AUGGUAAUGCAUUUGACCUUCCGUCACCAUGAUCCACCCACUAAUUCGCUUCAGACAAUCUUCUUCGGCGCCAACGAUGCUUGUGUGGAAGGACACCAACAACAUGUCCCUAUUGAAACUUUUAAAGAAAAUCUUAAGAAGCUCAUUCAGCACCCAGCGACAGUUGCUCAGAAUCCCCGAAUUGUUCUCAUUACUCCCCCGCCAAUCAAUGAAUACCAACUAGAGGGCUUUGAUCAUGCUAAGGAUACUGCCCAUCCAAGUCGGACUGCUGCCAUAACAAAGACUUAUGGAGAGGCAGUUAAGGAAGUAGGAAAGUCUUUGAAUGUCCCUGUUGCGGAUAUUUGGACAGCUUUUAUGACCUCCGUUGGUUGGCAGGAGGGUCAGCCUCUUAUUGGGUCCAGAGAUGCGCCACGGAAUGAGAAUUUUGACAGCCUUUUCAUUGAUGGACUGCACCUUACUGGAGAUGGUUAUCGAUUCGUCUUUUCGGAGGUGAUGAAGGAGAUUAACGCUACUUGGCCUGAUCAGUCUCCGAACAGCUUACCUAUGGUUUUCCCCGCUUGGACUGAGUUUUACCAGUAA
Messenger RNA from Penicillium angulare, 579 nucleotides. Its product is annotated as SGNH/GDSL hydrolase family protein. The record is from RefSeq and is a predicted model, not a curated record. Gene Ontology annotation, molecular function: hydrolase activity, acting on ester bonds. Lineage: Eukaryota; Fungi; Ascomycota; Eurotiomycetes; Eurotiales; Aspergillaceae. The transcript is spliced from 2 exons. Bases 1 to 579 code for a protein of 192 amino acids.